Leptomonas pyrrhocoris is the source of this 2654-nucleotide messenger RNA. RefSeq names its product putative nucleoside phosphatase putativeguanosine diphosphatase. Gene Ontology annotation, molecular function: nucleoside diphosphate phosphatase activity. The transcript has a single exon. Lineage: Eukaryota; Euglenozoa; Kinetoplastea; Trypanosomatida; Trypanosomatidae. The record is from RefSeq and is a predicted model, not a curated record. Gene Ontology annotation, biological process: nucleoside diphosphate catabolic process. The coding region runs from base 555 to 2654 and encodes 699 amino acids. Gene Ontology annotation, cellular component: membrane.
AGUCCCCUCCUCUGCAUGCCCUCCCUCCUUUCUCCCUCUCUUCGUGUACUUACCCUCUGCUCUACAUUUGGUUUGUUUGUGUGUUGAGAGAGGAGUAAUGAGUGGGUGAGCAGAGUACGUCGCGUUGUUUCUCUGUUCUCUCUUGCGUUCCGUACGCCCACAGCACAGCACGACUCAACUCAGCAGCGUUGUUUCCCGACAGCGUCGGCUGCCGUCGUCGGUCACCGGACAUCACGCAGUUUCAAUAAGUCAACUCGUUUCUUUUUCCUCCGUUUAACAUCCGCGCGAACACGUCUUCGGCAUAGAUUUUGCUGCGAUUACUUCUGUUAGUUGAUCGACGAGAGAUUCAUUUCUUUCAGUUGUCUGCAUCUGUAGUGUGUGUGUGUGCGUGUUACGACUGUUCACUCCUCAUUGACUUUGUUCGCAUUGAAGCCCUAACUUGUCUUGUGAGGUUGGGCCGCGCGGCGUCUCGCUCCACUUCUUUCUUUCCAUUUCAUUUCCGUUUUUUUUUUCAUUGUUAUUGCUGUGGAGAUUGUUGUUUAGACGCGCUCACCAUGAAGGGACACAUCAGCGUGCGCAAGACUGUCGGCGGCGUCAGCCGUCUCGCGCUCGCCGUGUGCCUCGUCGUGCUCGUGAUCGUCUUCGUGACCGCCUACGGUGUGGGCACCAGCACCGCCAACCCACGCAAAGCUCGCCUAAUGAGCACGAACAUUCGUGUGCUGAACCAGAACAAGGUGGAGUUGGAGAAGUGUGAUCAGAUGCGAAAAACAUACUUAAACGGCGACAAGCUCACCAACGCGCAGCUCAUUGCGAGUCUGCAGGAGCGAGAGGUGGCGGCGAAGGAGGCGCUCAAAAUGGAGAAGGAGCGGGAGGCCUCGAUACGCUCGGUGGUGCAGCGGUGCACCGAUGACGUUGAUACGCUACGCAAGAAGGCCUUCGGCGCGACGGCGAAGAACAUCACGGCCUACCUCGCCGAACUCGAAACGAGGCGGGUGGGGCUGCUAGAUCAGCUAGAGUCCCUCACCAACCUAAAGGAGAUGCACCGCCGCAGCGACCUGAUAACGCUGGAGAAGGCGUUGGUGCAACAGUUGACGGAGGUGAACCGACAGCAGCUCGUCACAGACCGCGUGUCGGCGUGUGCGAAGUCGCCCGUGAAGUUCUCCGUCGUCUUUGACAUCGGCAGCUCCGGCAACCGCGUGCACGUCUACAAGUACUCAGUCAACGCGGCCACGCAGGACGCGACGACGGCGACGCCGUCGGUGAACGCGCUGGCGACGCUCCCCACCACGACGAGGCCGCGUGACAUACUCAACGAAAUAAAAUUGGACGAGGAGCUCUUCCGGUACAACUACGACGCGUUGACGAAGCUGCCGAACCCGGUCGCGGACGCACCGCGUGCACUGCGGAAGCUCUUCGACGCGGCCAAGGCGUUCGUGCCGCAGGAGCAGCACGUCUGCACACCGGUGGAGUUCAAAGCCACCGCCGGCCUGCGCAGCGUCGGCGCCGAUACGGCGACAGCGACGUUAAGUGCGAUUCGACAGGCGUUCCUUAAUGAGUCUUUUUGGCUGCGCGGCAGCGCCCCGGUGCGCAUGCUGGACGGCAAGGAGGAAGGGCCGAUGGCGUGGCUCACAGUAAAUUUUCUUUUGGGUUCGUUUGACGGGCACCGCAGCGGCGGCAGCCGCAGCAACUCCACCGUCGCCGUCAUCGAUCUAGGUGGAGGCUCGACGCAGGUGGUGUUUGAGCCGCACGAGGCAGCGUUUAACACCGUGCCGAGCCAUCAGCAGUUCACCGCACAGUUCGGCAGCCGUCCGGUCCGGGCCUACCAGCACUGCUACGAAGGCUUCGGCCUGCACGCCGCCACCCGCGCGCUGCUGUACAGCAUUCAAGGCAAGUUGCCGGCCAAGCCGUCGACGACGACCACCACCGCGGCACCCACUGAACAGCAGCAGCAGCACGGUGACAUGUUCAACGCUCUAUUCGGCGGCGGUGGCGGAGCGGGGGAGCGAAACGACGGCAACGGAAAAAGGACGGAGCGCGACGGCGACGACGGCGCGAUCGAGGAAGCCAAAACCGGCCCGUCGCCGGACCCGAUCGCGGUGGUGGCCUUUCCGUGCUUCGCCGCCGGCUACACCGACCCGCUUGGCGUGUCGAACACAAAGCCAUCGACAACGGUGGAGGGGACACCGGUGUCGGGCCCGAACUUCACUGCCUGUGCGAACUUGUUCCGCGAUCGGCUGCUGAGGCCCGUGGGGGAGUCGUGUCCGACGGCACACUGCGGGAUCGGCCGAACCCACCAGCCCCCGCUCGAGCAGUUUGCCGGCGACAUCUACGUCAUCUCGUUCGUUUUUGAUCUGCUCGAGGCCGCCAAUGCCACCUCGCUCGCCGUGUCGCCCGAUGAGUUCGCGGUGAGGCUGGCGGACGUGGAGCAGAUCGGCGUCCGUCGUUGCGCGGCGCUCACGUUGGACAGCAUAAAAACGGCGACGGUUCGCAGCAGCCUCCAGCCGGUCUACGACUGCAUGUACUACGCGUACAGCUACGCUUUGCUGAAGUACGGCUACGGCAUUCCGCAGGACCGCUCGCUGCAUGUGGUGAAGAGAAUACAAGGCUACGAGAUGGCGUGGACGUUGGGUGCGUCGUUGAUCUCCAUCGCCUAG